Messenger RNA from Pyrus x bretschneideri (Chinese white pear), 1397 nucleotides. Its product is annotated as protein ENHANCED DISEASE RESISTANCE 2-like. The record is from RefSeq and is a predicted model, not a curated record. Lineage: Eukaryota; Viridiplantae; Streptophyta; Magnoliopsida; Rosales; Rosaceae. The coding region runs from base 1 to 1020 and encodes 339 amino acids. The transcript is spliced from 3 exons.
AUGUACGAUUGUCAGGAUAGUUUGCUGCCGAAGGAAAAUCUCUUAUGGACAUGCGCUGGUGAAAAGAAGGAGCUUGAAUGGAUAGAGAGAGUGAGAUCAGAAGGAGCUGUUCCACUUCUUGAUCCAGACAAUUGUCGAAAUGGUUGGGCUUCUCCACCUGGGGACAAGUUCUUAGUUAGAGGUCCUGACUACUUGUCAACCAGAGUUAAAGUUCCUGCUGGUGAAUAUCUUCUAAAGCCUCUUGGUUUCGAUUGGAUUAGAAGUUCGACAAAGAUUGGGGAGGUCUUAAAACAUCCAAACAGUCGUGUCAAGAAGGCUAUUGAGGAGGAGUUCCCGACAGGUGAUAAGCCUUUUGUUUGGGCUUUCAAUCUUCAAGUUCCGAAUAAGGAUAAUUACAGUGCUGUGGCGUAUUUUACAACCAGAGAGCCUAUUCCUGAGGGGUCCUUGAUGGACCAGUUCUUGAAGGGAGAUGAUGGGUUUAGGAAUUCAAGGCUUAAAUUGAUUGCCAACAUUGUCAAGGGCCCUUGGAUCGUGAGGAAAGCAGUUGGGGAGCAGGCCAUAUGCAUAAUUGGGCGUGCCCUUUCUUGUUAUUACUGUGCAUCAGAUAGUUUCUUAGAAGUAGACGUGGAUAUUGGGUCUUCCAUGGUUGCAAGUGCAAUAGUUCAUCUGGCAUUUGGUUAUAUCACAACUCUGACUGUUGACCUUGCAUUUCUCAUCGAGAGCCAAACUGAAUCAGAGCUUCCAGAACAACUUUUAGGUGCUGUAAGAUUCUCUGAACUAGACCCUGCGGUGGCAAGGCCAACUGAACCAUAUCUUGGUAGGAGUACUGGCAGUUUGCAGUCUAAUCUGCCUACACGGUUAUGGAAGUCAAUUGGACAAGGAUUUUCCAACAUGCUUCAUUCAGGUGACCAUGAAAAUGGAUCUAGCUCGGGUUCAGCACAUGUUAAUGGGAUUGGAGAUAAUGAAAACAGCUUAAAAAAUGAUAGUCAAGUGAAAUGUGAUGGCGACAAAACAAAGUGAUUCGAAUUUGUUGAAGCAUCACAGAUCAAACUUGUCAAUAUGGAUUGCCUCACUUGUGUCUUCUGCUUGUCUCUGAUUAUCCGGCGCUAUGGAGUAGGAGGCCUUGGGGUAGGCACUGAGCCCUAAUUCCAGUUGGCAAGAUAUUCACAUUAUCAACAUUUUAAUUUAUGUAGGUACAAUUCUUUUGUUCAUUUGAUAUUUAAACGAGUGUGUAUAGAAUAGCGUCGCCCUGUGUAAAAAGCUAUAGCGGUACCCUGGUACCUAUCAAGAUUCCACGAAUUAUCCCCCGAUGAUGGCACUUUUUAACGUUUGCAACACUUGUUUCCCCAGUUAAAAUGUUUCUAACAUUUUAUUCAUGAAAAAUUUGGAUUCCGAAA